Messenger RNA from Mesorhabditis belari, 1494 nucleotides. NCBI's taxonomy places the organism in Eukaryota, Metazoa, Nematoda, Chromadorea, Rhabditida, Rhabditidae. The record is from the annotation of a GenBank genome assembly.
AUGAAAGAAGAUGAUCAUCCAGGAUUAUUUUCAUUUCGCUCCCACCGCCUCCGAAUCAGUUUCCUCCUAUCGAUUGCUUUUUGUGUGACGGUAUGCAUGCGAGUAAAUAUGAGUCUUGGAGUCACUUGCAUGGUCAACGCGACGGCUUUUGCACCGAAAUCGAUCCUACUUGACAACGAAAGUUUACCGACAAGAAGCUCAGCAAGUUGUCAUCCGAUCAAUGAUGAGAAAACAGCACAGAUUGAUGGAUAUGGAGGAACUCUCCUCUGGUCUCCGUCAAUGACUUCAAUUCUCCUUUCUGCUCCAUUUUAUGGUCAACUUGUUACAAUGACAUUUGCUGGAUACUUAGCGGAUCGCUAUGGACCGAAACUUGCUUUGAUGGGAUCUGUCGUGAAUUGUAUGAUCGGCACAGCGAUGGGUCCAUUUCUGGCUGUUCGUUCAUAUUGGGGUUUUUGGUGUUCGAGAGCGUUGCUCGGAGUUGGACAGACCUUUGUUUUCCCGAGCUGCAACAGCAUGGCCGCCAAAUGGUUUCCACCAGAAGAGCGAGCUACAAUUGGCGCAAUUUACACUUCAGGAGUUCAGGUUGCAGCCGGAUUUACGUCGUUCUUUGUGGCCGCUCUUUGCACUUCACCUCUUGGAUGGCCUUCUAUUUUCUACAGCUUCGCUUUAAUCGGAUUCAUCUGGCUCCUCUUCUGGAAAUUCUUUGUCACUGAUUUACCCUCUGAAAACAAAUGGCUCUCCGAAAGUGAACAGCUCUACAUAGAGAAAUCGACAAACUCGAAGAAGAACUCACAACAUUUUAAAGAACAAGUCUUCCCGUGGAGAAAAAUCCUGCUCAGCCGUGUCACUCAAGCUGUCUAUGUGUCCCAAUUCGCGUUCGGUUACUGUGCGGUGCUCAUUCAAACCUAUCUACCAUUGUACUUGAAAGCAGAGCUUUAUCUACCGAUUCACAAGAACGGAGUCUUUAUGAUCACUCCAUUCCUCUCGCAAAUCAUCUCAAAAAACCUUUUUGCAUUGAUCAGUGACUAUUUGAAGAGAAAUGGUUAUUUUGAUCCGACCAGUCUUGGAAAAGUCUUCCAAACAUUCAGUUGCCUCGGGGUAGCUGCAAGUCUCCUCGGAAUGAUCUAUCUUCCAUCGUGUGAGAAUUCUUGGGUUGUAAUCCCAAUUCUGACUCUUUAUGGUUCUGCAUUCUCGGCUUCAAUCCCUGGCUCUUUUGCCUCAUUGUUGACUAUUGCUCCACCGUACACUGGAACUGUUUCCUCGAUCGCGAUGGCCUAUUUGACGGUGGCUGGGAUUGGUGCCACGCAAUUAGUGACGAUUUUAGAGUUUCUCGAAUGGCCAAACAAAUGGACAAUUGUUUUUGCCACAGGAGCCGCUUUAAAUGUGUUUUCUUUAAUGGCGUUUUUAUUAUUUGGAGAAAUCAAAAUCCAAGAAUGGGCAGAGCUAAAAGAAGUUGACGCGGAAACUGCCGAAUUGAAAGGAUUAGUUCACAGC